AUGUUGGCGCGCGCACACAGCAUGGAGGAGCUGCCGGCGUUGGUCGCUUUAUCCUGGCACUUUGCAAAGCAGGCAAGCAAGCACUGCGAAGCAAUUGGGCGAGAGGCUUUCAGGAGGUCAACUGAAUUGAGUCCAAAAGCUGUUUCACAGCUUUCUUGGAGUUUGGCUUCCUGCCGGAUUCAGGAUUCACUGCUCAUUCAUGACGUGGCCUUGUCCAUUGAAUUUCAUGCAGCUCGCUUCGAGGCAAGAGAUUUGGCAACGGUUACAUGGGCGGUAGCAACACUGCUUGUUAGCGCUAAAAGCAGAAGUUGGAGAAAGAUCCAGCUCCAGGCAAGGAAGAAGAUAAACUGCUGUUCAACACGUGACUUGUCGAUGAUGACAUGGGCCUUCUCCAAGUGUAAGCAAGUCGACAAAAGUGUAUUUGAUGCAGCGAUUGGCUUGCUUGCAGAUAUGGCCCCACAAUUUCGCCCCCAAGGCCUCACAAAUCUAUGCUGGGCCUUUGUCACAACGCGUUUCACCACUGGAGUGGAGGAAACCACAAAAGAGAUCCUCAGGAGAGGUAUCUCAGAGUUUUCUCCACAGGCCAUUUCAAUUCUUGCUUGGUGCAGCGCCACAGCUUUGCAAAGCUCGCCUCUGGUGAUGCGCGCAUUUCCACUUCUUGAACAAGCAGGACAGAACCGAAUAAGAGAGUUCAGUGCCCAGGGACUAUCAAACAUGUCUUGGGCGUUCUCGUCAGCAACCAUGCUCUCUGCCCCAUUUGCCGGUAAGCUUGGGGAGCAGGUGUUGAAACGUGUCGGCGAAUUUGCUCUCCAAGAAGCAUCCAACACCUGCUGGGCCUUUGCUGCAUCUCAGCGUGCGGAGGCGACUAUCUUCAUUGCCCUUUCGAACAGGCUGCAACGAUUGCUGCAGAUGUCCGGGAAGGAAACGGAGAGAGCUGAGCUCGAGGUCCGUGCAUUUGCCUGGGCAUUCAACACGGCCUCGUUCCAUGACAACAAACUGGAAUCGUGUAUCAAGACCAGGCUGUUGCGCAUCGGACAGGUUGUUGACCAGUCCAUGCCAAUGCAGCCUCCCUUGCGAGAGGCAGGGCUAGACCGACCCGCCGGACCAGCCAUUCUUUUGGAUCUUUCAGACCGGCUUGUGGUUCGAAAGCCGUGCGGCUGGGAAACCCACAAGGCAGAUCGACCAAUUGAUUUCAAGGCUGCCCCAGCAUUGUCAGACUUUCUGUCAACGUAUCAAACGUCGCCAAUCUUUCAAGACAAGAAUCACCAGUUUGGGAUGAUGCACCGGCUGGACGUGCCCAAUUCUGGUCUCGUCCUGGCGGCCAGAUCGUACGCUGCCUAUUAUGAUCUUAUCCUGCAAAUGAACUUGGGCAAGGUUCGCCGCCAUUACAUCGCGCUUUGCCACGGUUGGCUGCCUCGAUCCUACUGUGAGAUCACAGCUCCACUUUUGUGGGACCAAGCAAAUGCCGCACCGAGCCGAAUUUGUCAGUAUGGCAAGCCAGCUCGCAGUUUCCUGGAGGUGCUUUCAUAUUUAGUUGAUGGACAACAGGGCGUCACCUACACUCUUGUGGAAAUUACAAUUCAGACAGGCAGAAGGCAUCAGAUAAGAAGCCACUUGGCCUUCAUGGGUCAUCCUCUUGUAGGCGAUGCCAAAUACGCCAGCGCUGCAACAUUUCAACGCGACCUCCUCCAUCGAAAUUUCUUGCACCGUUUCCUGAUUUCAUUUUUGGACAACGAGAGCCAGCCUGUGGAGGUUUUGGAUGCUUUACCACGUGAUUUGCAGCAUGCACUGGCAAGUCUCGAGGCAAAGGACAAUGAAUCAGCGAGGGGAAUGCAUUGUUGGCUGGACCAGUUCAAGAAGAGUUGA
Molecule: messenger RNA, 1866 nt
Organism: Durusdinium trenchii
Lineage: Eukaryota; Dinophyceae; Suessiales; Symbiodiniaceae
Source: the annotation of a GenBank genome assembly